GAAGGAACGACAUCUCAGCCCUGCAGCAGCUCGCAUUCCUGGCAUUCCACCUUUCUGAUGUCACGAGGCGUAGAUUUUUCCCCCCCAAACCCACAAACUCUGACCAUGUUAUUCCAUCGAAAAUAGUCUCGCUUGCAAAGUGGGGUGGGGGGGGAAAGAAAGAGGAGAAAGGGAGAGGCGAGGAAAGGGACGGAGAGAUCGGACGAGCUGGAAGCGGGAAGGGGAGCGCUGCCCCGGCGGCCGAGCUCUCUCCCCCCCCCCUCCCACCCUCACCCUACCCCGGGUGAAAGUAGUUGUCGAGAGCGCUGACUGAGCCGCGCUCCCGGGACAACGCCAGGCGAGCGGCUUCCCCGGGCCAGUGCACGCACAGCGUGGAUCCCUUGUCCGGGACGGUGCUACCGGCCCCGUGCCCACUUUUGGAAACUCCUCUCCUUUAAAAAAAACAACAAUAUAUAUACACAAGGAAAGGAAACACACAUUUUGGAAAGUCCUUUGGAGGGAGCGCACGCGCUGCUUGUGGAUUUAAUGGACUGGCCGGACUCAAUAAUAAAGGACACGUAAACAGGUAUAAAUAAACGCCAGCUGUUGCUACAUUCAACACAAGCUUUGUUCACCAUCUUAAGAGGGCCUCUAACAAGGCUGGUUCUGAAUUGAUAUUUGAAGUUGGAACCUUUUCAUUGUUGACUAUCUGGAGGAAAGAGAAAUUGUAAAUCUGCAGCUUGUGGUAACAAGCAAGAACUAAACUGCCAUCAGUCAAGGCCAAGAAAGUUAGGCAUUGGUGUUUUUUGGAAGCAUCAAAAUUCUUAAAUGUCAUCGGGAAAGGGACAGCUGUUUUCACCCUGUGCUGAGAAGAAGCUGUGAGGCGACUGGCAAACUGUUUAAGGGAUUCAUUUCUGAGGGACUCUGCUUCCAAAGCGAGUGAGCUAUGCCUUUCAGGCUGAAACUAAGGAGGACCAGACGCUACAACGUCCUGAGCAAGAACUGUUUUGUGACUCGCAUCAGAUUGCUGGACAACAAUGUCAUCGAGUGCACGCUGUCUGUGGAGGGCACAGGGCAGGAAUGCUUGGAAGCCGUGGCUCAGCGCUUGGAACUGCGUGAGACACACUAUUUUGGACUUUGGUUUCUCAGUAAAACUCAGCAAGGACGAUGGGUGGAGCUAGAAAAGGCCCUGAAGAAACAACUGGACAAAUUUGCCAAUGAGCCCCUCCUUUUCUUUGGAGUGAUGUUCUACGUACCCAGUGUGUCAAGACUACAGCAAGAAGUCACAAGGUAUCAGUAUUACCUUCAAGUUAAGAAAGAUGUACUCGACGGACGUCUACCCUGUACCCUGGAGCAAGGAAUCAGGCUAGCUGGUUUGGCUGUGCAAGCUGAUUUUGGAGAUUAUGGGCAGCAUGAGUCUCAGGAAUUCCUCAGGGAAUACGUCUUGUUCCCAAUGGACUGGGCUCAGGAUGAACGCAUGUUAGAGGAAAUGACGAGGAAGGUAGCAAUGCAACACCAGGCCUACAGUGGGAUGCCACCUGCAGAAGCUGAAUUGAUGUAUAUUAAGGAAGUGGAACAGCUGGAAGGCUUUGGGCAAGAAAGCUUUCCGGCCAAGGACAACAUUGGAAAUGACGCUUUCAUUGGCAUUUCCUUUGUGGGAAUAUUUGUAAAGCACAGGAAUGGAAGACCAACUAUAACAUACAAAUGGAAUGAAGUUGGAAAUAUUACACACAACAAGUCUUCAAUUAAUGUAGAAUUAACAAGCAAAGAAGAAACUGUUUUGUUUCACACGGAUGAUAUGGAAAUGGCAAAAUAUAUCUCACGGUUGUUCACAGCAAGGCACAAAUUUUAUAAACAAAACAAAAUCUGCACAGAACAAACACAGUCACGCUCCCCCACGCCUAUUAGGAGACCACCCACAUGGAGCAGAUCAUCUUUGUCAGGGCAACAACAGCCUUUUAUACUGCCAACUAUGCACAUCCAGUAUGGAGAUUAUCCUGAAACAAACACAUCACAAGAUAGUAUUUACCAUGGCAAUGAGGAAGGGUUCUACUACCGAUCUCAGACCAGCUUGGACAGAUGUCCAAUGGAAUAUAAUUACAUGAAUGGAACUGUGCCAAAUGGCAGUGUGUACAGUGCUCCUAGUAUGAACUCGUUAAAUCAUUCACAAAACUUUGUCCAGGCAUCUCCAAUGUCCUCUAAUCUCAGCAUCCCUGGAAGUGACAUCAUGCGUCCAGACUACAUCCCCAGCCAUAGGCACAGUGCUAUCAUUGUGCCCUCAUAUCGGCCCACACCUGACUACGAGACUGUGAUGAGGCAAAUGAAACGAGGCGUCAUUCAUAUGGAUUGUCAAAGCCAGUCACUGAGGAACCUUAAUAUUGGGAACACUCAUGCCUACAACCAGCCCGAGGCUAUGGUUUACAGUCAGCCAGAGAUCCGGGAUAAGUAUCCCACUCGUUAUGGGUCAAAGCACAGUUACAAAAAGCCUAUGGCACCAUGUGCCCAACCGAGUGCCCACCAACCUGCACCCAGCAGGACUGCAAACAGUGCAAUCUCCCACACGGUGAGCACCCCCGAGCUUGCCAAUAUGCAAUUGCAGAGUACACAGAAUUACAGCACCACCCACAUGUUGAGAAACCACUUUUGCAGACCGCCCCCUCCGUACCCACGUCCCCGGCCCGCCACCAGCACGCCAGACCUCGCCAGCCACCGCCACAAGUACGUGAGUGGGAGCAGUCCUGACUUGGUCAGUCGGAGAGUCCAGCUCUUUGUAAAGACCUUCCAAGAGGAUAGUUCGCCUGUGGUUCACCAGUCCUUGCAAGAGGUCAGCGAGCCCCUCACAACGGCCAAACACCAUGCGGCCGUUAACAAACGGCACAGCCUGGAGGUAAUCAGCAGCAUGGUACGUGGUAUGGAGGCCAUGGCGUUGAAGACUUUGAGUGCUUCGGUCCCACAGCGGAGAAAUACCAUGCGUGAUCAACGCCGCCACGAGGACCAGGUGCAGGAGGUUCAGCAGCAACCUCCGUAUCAUCACAAGAAGACGCUGUCCGACGCCACAAUGCUAAUUCACAGCAGCGAGAGCGAAGAUGAAGAAGAGACUCCCGAUUAUGAUGUUCAAAUCCCAGCAUUUAAUGACACUAUGGGCUACAGAGCCCAGCUGCAGGCAGCACUGGCAAAAAUACCAAACAAGCCCCCCCCUGAAUAUCCAGGAAACAAAAAGAGUAUAAGCAAUGGAGCUUUAAGACAAGAACGAGAUAGAAGUGCAGAACUUAUAGUCAGGACCAAACUACCAGGUCCCGAACAUGAUGCUUUCUCAAGAAAUGAACAAAUGAUGCUCAAUGGGUCUUCCCUUGGGCCAUCUAUUUCCGAGCCUGACCUGACGAGUGUAAAAGAGCGGGUCAAAAAGGAGCCGGUCAAGGAAAGACCCGUGUCUGAGCUUUUUUCUACUGAAGAUAGCAUUGUGGAAAGAGAAAUCAUGCUGAGGAAUUUAGAAAAGCAGAAACUGGCAGCAGCAGCGGAAGCCCAGAAGAUAGGGCCACUCAAAUGGGCUGCCCUCAAUGGUCUGUCGAUGGCCAGAGUUCCAGUACCUGAGGAUAGUCAAGAUGAUACUUCGAAGGUGCCGAUGGAUGAAAGGUGUAAGAUGCUGGAAAGAAAGCUGGAGGAAGACAUGGUGUUCACAGAGUACGAGCAGAUCCCAAAGAAGAUGGUGGAUGGUGUUUUCACCACAGCAAUUCUUCCAGAAAAUGCAGAACGGAAUCGUUUCAGGGAUGUUGUUCCCUAUGAGCAGAACAGGGUGGAACUUGUGCCAACCAAAGAAAAUAACACGGGCUAUGUAAAUGCCUCUCACAUCAAGGUUACGGUGGCUGGAGAAGACUGGCAUUAUAUUGCUACCCAGGGACCCUUGCCUCAUACAUGCCAUGACUUCUGGCAGAUGGUGUGGGAGCAAGGAGUGAAUGUUAUUGUCAUGGUUACAGCAGAAGAGGAGGGAGGAAAACCAAAGACCCAUCGAUACUGGCCCAAACUGGGCUCCAAGCACAGCUCAGCAACGUACGGGAAAUUCAAGGUGACAACCAAAUUCCGCACAGAUUCUGGUUGCUAUGCAACUACGGGUUUAAAGGUCAAGCACCUGUUGUCCGGGCAGGAGAGGACCGUGUGGCAUCUGCAGUACACAGACUGGCCAGACCACGGCUGUCCAGAAGACGUUCAGGGUUUUCUGUCUUAUCUAGAAGAAAUUCAGUCAGUUCGUCGGCACACCAAUAGCAUGCUCGACUCUACCAAAAGCUGCAACCCACCAAUAGUCGUGCAUUGCAGUGCAGGAGCUGGAAGGACAGGGGUGGUGAUACUAACGGAAGUCAUGGUCGGUUGCUUGGAGCAUAAUGAGAAGCUGGAAGUGCCUGUUAUGUUGGGAUUUCUCCGUCAACAGCGGAUGUUGAUGGUACAGACUAUAGCCCAAUACAGGUUUGUCUACCAAGUCCUCAUACAGUUCCUGAAGAACUCUCGGCUAAUUUAGCUGCAAAUUCAUACUUUGCAUUUGAACCACCUUAACAUUUAGCAGUGGAAAUGGAGCGAGCUCUUUCUUAAAAUUAAUCAGGUCAGCGUGGCAAGUCUGUUGUCCUUGGGUACUUUGACUUCUGUAAACCAUACUUUGGAUCUGUUGCAAUUCUUGCUGGCUUCAAAUAAGAUUGAGGCAGCUAUUGAAACCUGCCUUAAAUCUUGAAUUAUUGAAUAAGCUAACAGGAAAGAGAAUUUUCAGUGGACCGUGCAGGGAAAAUGUCAAGCUUCUUUAGUAGUUACUGCACUGGAAUAAUAAUUUCCAGU
This is a messenger RNA of Amblyraja radiata (thorny skate), 4797 nucleotides long. RefSeq names its product tyrosine-protein phosphatase non-receptor type 14. Gene Ontology annotation, cellular component: cytoskeleton; cytoplasm. Gene Ontology annotation, biological process: protein dephosphorylation; lymphangiogenesis. The transcript has 21 exons. The record is from RefSeq and is a predicted model, not a curated record. Lineage: Eukaryota; Metazoa; Chordata; Chondrichthyes; Rajiformes; Rajidae. The coding region runs from base 926 to 4489 and encodes 1187 amino acids. Gene Ontology annotation, molecular function: protein tyrosine phosphatase activity.